UCUAUCCGGGAACUUGACGCUUGUGAUAAUUUCAGUGCAUAGGUUAUAAGUUGUCAAAGUUUCGUAAAAGUUCAUUCCACACUUUGGCAAUUUCUAGCCAACUGUAAACAAAUUCUGAAGAAACAGUUGAACAACGUUUUUCUUUAAACCUCUGAUACCAGAUUUGUAUAUUUUUAUUUAAAAAUGAGACAGUCGUGUUUCUUUGCUGUACUUUUUACCGUCUUGACGUACCAAAAUGGAAAUGCUUCGAUAUAUGAUUGGGUCUGGAGUAAAAAUUCCGAGGAAUCAAAUGAUGUCGUGCCAUCGGAUGGCAUUCCCUUGGUUUCCAUCCCUUAUGAAUCCAUGACGGAAGAUGAAAAGUUUCUCCAGGAGGCAGCAAAGUUUUCAGAAAUUCAAGUUUCCUCAGCGCUGGAUACUUGUCAGCACAAAGUCGUCAUGAAAAUAAAAACGUCAUGCAGUGACAUGACUGAGGAAGAACUUGCUAAAAUGAGCGUCAGCUUAUUAAAUUGUCAGUCUGCUGCCGAAGGGAGAAAAUUGUUUCCGUGCACCGAGGAAAUGACGCUAAGACAAUGCACGACGGAAAUGGAUCCAGAUAUGUGGAACGCGUAUCACUUAAUGAGCAACAGAGCAAGAGCUGUAUGUUAUGCAGCUAGAAAUAUUCAAUUUCGAGCUCUGACUGAAAUUACAGUCAAUAAACUGAUGAACACUGCGCAUUCGCAAAUCAAGGCGAUGGGCUCUCUGAAGGAAAGUCAAGAACGUCUUGAAGAGCAAACCAUAGAUGCUUUGAAUUCCGUUGCAACCGGCAACAAGGUUUUGCUUGAGCAACAGGAAUCGUUAAAGGAAGCCCAAUCCUCUGCUCAUAGUCUUGUGGCCAGGAAUCUUCAGAUAUUAAACAACGAAAAAGCUCUCAUCAGGUCUGGCCAUGCACAGCUACUUGCAAUGACGGAUGACAUCAGGAAGAAAUUAGAGAAAGCAAGCCAGGAACUUGCCGAUCACUCUACAGAACGGAAUGAGAAUCAUCAGGAGGUUUUAGCUGAUUUGAAGAAUAUGCAAGAACAAGCUCAUCAGAUUUGGGAUAGAAUUGAAUCAAGUACCAACCAUAUAUUAGAGCAUAAUAUGGAGGCCGCUGAACAAUAUGAGCAAACUCUGAAACAACUUGAUCAAAUAAACCAAACCGUUCAUUUUCUGUUGGACUUGACCAAUACAUUGAAAACUGAAGUUGACCAAAAACUUGGUUGGAUCACAAAUUACAUUGGCGACACUGGGGAUCAAUUUGAAAAAGUGUAUCGCACCGGGCUGCACGCUAUAUACUUACUCAUAGCCAUGAUUGUUGCAUCUUUUUUGCAAGCACCUUUUCUAACUAGAUUUACUAUAAUGGGUAUUUUACCACUGAAUCUUUUGUCAUACUUGAAAGAAGGUGCCGAAGCUUCUCUCGAUUUUGGCUCAAUAACUGCGCUCAUAUUUCUAAUAACUGGAAUGCAUUACCUGAUUGUUGCAAUUCAUUAUAUACUCAGACCUAAAGACAUAGCUAUAAAACCAACUAAUACUGGUGUCAUGCCAUCGAUAAAUAUACUGGGUGCCAAUAGUACACCAAUUAAUUACAUGAAUGGUCAUAAUGUGAGAAGAGAUGCUGCAGUGAAUGAUACAAAAGAAUCUGUAUUGUUUACUAUGUUGCAUAAAAUUCUUGGCAUCCCAUCGGUACUUAUUUACCAAGCGAACUCAUGUAAAAAUAAACUUUGGUCCUGCGUACCAACCAUGCCGUCUUGGGGUAAAGGUAACUCACAACUGCUUCACGAAGAAAUGUCAUGUUCGUAUUUACCUUCAAAGAAAUCUCGCGAGGAAUUAAUUACUGAUUACACAGGACACUAUCCAAAUAUGUCAGACGAUAUGUCGUCGCCGUCAAUUCACGAAUCACGUAAUUUAUUAAACGAACAUUAUGAUAACUACAACGAAAGCGAUGAUCUUGUUGAUGCGACAGAACUACGGCGUCGUACUACGAGAAACGGGUCGGUAACUAGAAGCAACUUUGUUUAUCCACCGUCACCUUCGAGGAGCAACACACCUUUUAUGACUGGUACCAGCAAAAACCAAUGUGGUGCAUUAACCAGAACUGGAAAACGAUGCCGUUUAUCUUCAAAUCUUGGAGGGAAUUUUUGUCACCGCCACAGCAAUGGGUCUUCCUUUAUGGGUGACUAAACUCCAAGGGACGUUAAUACGAGUCUAGAAAUAUAGAUAAUAGACAGGAAUGAUUCCCUCAAAACAAUCGAUCUUAUCCUAUUAUGUGAUAAAUAUUGACAGGCAGUAGUAAAAUGAACCAAGUCACUGAAAGUGAUGUAUAAAUACCAAUUUUUCCGUGAUCGUUUUAUCUUUACAAUGAAUUAGUUUUUAUCUUGCUCAGUAAAAUCUUUAGAAUAUCUAAAUUUACAAAAUAUUUUUAUGUCGACUUCAACAGUUUUUCGGUUUUUAUUUCAUGGUUUUUUAUCAAUAGCAUUGAACAAGUAAUAAUACUGACAUUCAUUUAUCGCGACGAGGUAAUACAACAAGAUAGAAAUAAUUGGCUGCGGAAAUUAAAAUUUGUUUUACUGAGCGGUUCGUUGUUUACUUCAUUUUAUCCCAAGAAUGUCAUUAAAGUUCAUUAGUGAAUACCGAAGCGAUUGAAUAGAGACGUGAAUAACAAGUAAUAGUUAGUCGAAAGGUGAUGAGUGAAGGUUGAGGUUUAAACCGAUUAAGUAGAUUUUUCAAGCAGUUAUCGUUUAAGAAUUAUAAAUAUUGUGUGAUUAUAAACGUAAAUUUCAUAUUUGAUGAGCGUAACGGAGAGUGAUGUCAAUAACCAAUGCUACUUAGAGAAAAAAUAAAUGAAUAAAUUAGCGUUACCUAUAAUUUGUAGUCGAAAAUAUUCGUUGGUUAACUAUAAUGAUUUAAUCCCUAAUUUUUACCAAUUCGGACUUCAAAUUUUUAAUUAAAUUAUAAAGUAAAGUAUGUUGAUCAUCUUAAGUAAAUGACAAAAAAAUAAAUAAAUGCAAAACCUGGCCAAACUGGAAUUGAGCUUAUUUAAAUCUUGACUAUUUGUAAGUAAUCCCGCCUUUAAUCCACGAAACAUUAAUCUACUACUGUAAUAACUCUUAAACUGUGUAGAAUGAAAAACAAAUCUUCAUUAAAUGGGCGAAAAGUAAUUUCAAACGAGAAAGGAUGCCGAUCUUUAUUAGCUCCAAGAAUUAAUACCCGAGGCAAUUGUCCGUACAAGAGGUCGAGCAGUGUAUAUAAAUAGUAAUAAACGUUGUGUCUUGAUAAAAGUAUAUAAAUAAAACAGAUGUCUUUUUCGACACUCUCAAAGCCAUAUUAGUUGCAGGAUGCCAUGUUCAAUUGCGUACAAACAGCGUUGUUGGU
Messenger RNA from Neodiprion virginianus, 3387 nucleotides. RefSeq names its product protein brambleberry-like. The record is from RefSeq and is a predicted model, not a curated record. The transcript is spliced from 8 exons. Bases 184 to 2196 code for a protein of 670 amino acids. Lineage: Eukaryota; Metazoa; Arthropoda; Insecta; Hymenoptera; Diprionidae.